Suncus etruscus (white-toothed pygmy shrew) is the source of this 1170-nucleotide messenger RNA. It is a transcript of the gene HENMT1, whose product is annotated as HEN methyltransferase 1. The coding region runs from base 1 to 1170 and encodes 389 amino acids. Gene Ontology annotation, molecular function: O-methyltransferase activity; RNA methyltransferase activity. Gene Ontology annotation, cellular component: nucleus; cytoplasm. Gene Ontology annotation, biological process: siRNA processing; RNA methylation; piRNA processing. NCBI's taxonomy places the organism in Eukaryota, Metazoa, Chordata, Mammalia, Eulipotyphla, Soricidae. The transcript has 7 exons. The record is from RefSeq and is a predicted model, not a curated record.
AUGGAAGAAAGAAACUUGGAGAGCAAUAAUACGAUUGAUGGUAAUUUUGAAGAAGUUACUGUCAAGAAGGUAAUUGAGUUUAAACCUCCAUUAUACAGACAGCGUUACUACUUUGUGAAAAAUUUAGUGAAUCAACAUAAACCCAAGAAGGUUGCUGACUUGGGCUGUGGUGACGCUUCACUCUUAUGGCUGCUAAAAUUUCACAGUUGCAUUGAGCUGCUUGUUGGAGUAGAUAUUAAUGAAGAUAAACUGAAAUGGAAGGGGAGUAAGUUGUCUCCAUUCUUGGGGGAUUUUCUAAGUCCUCGGGAUCUGGAUUUGACUAUUUUUUUGUAUCACGGUUCUGCAGUAGAGAGAGAUUCUCGUUUGCUUGGAUUUGAUUUGAUAACAUGUAUUGAAUUAAUAGAACAUUUGGAUCCUGAAGAUUUGGCCAGGUUUCCCAAAGUUGUAUUUGGAUACUUUUCUCCAGCAAUGGUCAUCAUCAGCACACCCAAUAUUGAGUUCAACCCCCUGUUUCCAACAGUUACCCUAAGAGAUUCGGACCACAAAUUUGAAUGGAACAGAAUGCAGUUUCAGACCUGGGCUUUAGAUGUGGCUAACCUCUAUAAUUACUCUGUGGAGUUUACUGGGGUAGGGGAGCCACCUGCAGGAUCUGAGGAGGUUGGAUACUGUACCCAGAUAGGAAUCUUCCAGAAAAACCAUGCCAUGCCAUCCAAUCCAUGUAAAUCUGAACAGCACAGUGAAAUUGUUUAUAAACCUAUUUUUACAGUUACCUACCCAAGUUUGCAGCAAAAACGAUUCCGCCAACUUGUGUUGACUAAUGAAGUGUUCCGAGAAGUCCAGAGCAUGAGACGUACAUUUGUCCAAAACCUAAAGCCACCUAAUGAAGAAAGUGCUAAGUCAGAAGACACUGGUCUCUCAAAUGCCUGUAUAACACUCCUGAAACCAGUCUUCACAGAGGCAGAGAAGAACAAAAUCGAGAAGUCUCCUGCACCCUUCUGCAUAGGAAACAACUUUUACGUGCCUUUGGAAAGACUCCUUGCUUAUCCCAAGGUGAACCGCUUGUGUGAAAACAUCGAGGUGCUGAAAGCUCUCCUUGCGGAUUCAGUCGUGUUGAACAGCGAUGGCUCCGCCCUGAAGGUUGACUUGCUGGAUGAAGAAGAGAUUUACUGA